Zalophus californianus (California sea lion) is the source of this 3438-nucleotide messenger RNA. RefSeq names its product synoviolin 1 (gene SYVN1). The record is from RefSeq and is a predicted model, not a curated record. Gene Ontology annotation, cellular component: cytoplasm. NCBI's taxonomy places the organism in Eukaryota, Metazoa, Chordata, Mammalia, Carnivora, Otariidae. The coding region runs from base 491 to 2329 and encodes 612 amino acids. The transcript has 16 exons.
CCGGGCUGCCCUAUUCCGCUCCGACCACCUCUCGCAUCUCUUGCUCAGGCCGUGGGCACGAAGCCUAGAUACGGUGGUGGGGCCACCGCUCCCGGCACCACGGAGGGUGCGCGGUGCGGCCAAAGAAAGUGUGCACUUGGUACGAUCCACACUGAGCCCCGCCGGAAGUGAGGUGUCUCACCCCCGAAGUUCCGGCUCGCAGGGGGUGGGGAGUGUUGUUAACCGGAGCCGCCUCCGCAGUCGCGGGCAUCGAGCUGGCUCGCGGCGCUGGGCUCCUGGUGAGUCGGCCGGGGUCGGGCCCGGGUUGUGGUUGGGAGUCGGGACCUGGGCCCUCCCCUUGAGGGCUCCGGGGUCGGCGCGGCCCCUCAGCCCGGCUCGCAGCUGUCAGCUGGCCGUAGACCUCAGGCGCCCGCGCGGCCGCUCUCCAGAGGCUGGGCCCCGCCUGCGACGUUCGCAGCUCCUGGCGAUCACAGGUCUCCAGGCCAGGGCAAUGUUCCGCACCGCAGUGAUGAUGGCGGCCAGCCUGGCGCUGACUGGGGCCGUCGUGGCUCAUGCCUACUACCUCAAGCACCAGUUCUACCCCACUGUGGUGUACUUGACCAAGUCCAGCCCCAGCAUGGCAGUCCUCUACAUCCAGGCCUUUGUCCUUGUCUUUCUCUUGGGCAAAGUGAUGGGCAAGGUGUUCUUUGGACAGUUGAGGGCCGCAGAGAUGGAGCACCUUCUGGAACGUUCCUGGUAUGCUGUCACUGAGACUUGUCUGGCCUUCACCGUCUUUCGGGACGACUUCAGCCCCCGCUUUGUUGCACUCUUCACUCUCCUUCUCUUCCUCAAGUGUUUUCACUGGCUGGCUGAGGACCGUGUGGACUUUAUGGAACGCAGCCCCAAUAUCUCCUGGCUCUUUCACUGCCGCAUUGUCUCUCUUAUGUUCCUCCUGGGUAUCCUGGACUUCCUCUUCGUCAGCCAUGCCUAUCACAGCAUCCUGACCCGUGGGGCCUCUGUACAGCUGGUGUUUGGCUUUGAGUACGCCAUCCUGAUGACUAUGGUGCUCACCAUCUUCAUCAAGUAUGUACUGCACUCUGUGGACCUCCAGAGCGAGAACCCCUGGGACAACAAGGCCGUCUACAUGCUCUACACGGAGCUGUUCACAGGCUUCAUCAAGGUUUUGCUCUACAUGGCCUUCAUGACCAUCAUGAUCAAGGUGCACACCUUCCCUCUCUUUGCCAUCCGGCCUAUGUACCUGGCCAUGAGGCAGUUCAAGAAGGCUGUGACAGAUGCCAUCAUGUCUCGCCGAGCCAUCCGCAACAUGAACACGCUGUAUCCAGAUGCCACCCCGGAGGAACUCCAGGCAAUGGACAAUGUCUGCAUCAUCUGCCGAGAAGAGAUGGUGACUGGUGCCAAGAGACUGCCCUGCAACCACAUUUUCCACACCAGCUGCCUGCGCUCCUGGUUCCAGCGGCAGCAGACCUGCCCUACCUGCCGUAUGGACGUCCUCCGGGCAUCACUGCCGACCCAGUCACCACCGCCCCCGGAACCUGCGGAUCAGGGGCCACCGCCAGCUGCUCAUCCCCCACCACUUCUGCCGCAGCCCCCCAACUUCCCCCAGGGCCUCCUGCCUCCCUUUCCUCCAGGCAUGUUCCCGCUGUGGCCCCCCAUGGGCCCCUUCCCACCUGUCCCACCUCCCCCCAGCUCAGGAGAGGCUGUGGCCCCUCCAUCCACCAGUGCAGCAGCCCUUUCUCGGCCCAGUGGAGCAGCCACCACCGCUGCUUCUGCAGCCUCUGCCUCGGCGCCCGCCCCUGGCUCCGCCCCAGCCCCUGAGGCCGGCCCCACCCCAGGCUUCCCCUUCCCGCCCCCCUGGAUGGGCAUGCCCCUGCCUCCACCUUUUGCCUUCCCCCCGAUGCCCGUGCCCCCUGCGGGCUUUGCUGGGCUGACCCCAGAGGAGCUGCGGGCUCUGGAAGGCCACGAGCGGCAGCACCUGGAGGCUCGGCUGCAGAGCUUGCGCAACAUCCACACGCUGCUGGAUGCCGCCAUGCUGCAGAUCAACCAGUACCUCACCGUGCUCGCUUCCUUGGGGCCCCCCCGGCCUGCCACCUCAGUCAGCCCCACUGAGGAGACUGCCCCUGCAGUUGUCCCUACUGCCCCCCCCACCAGCAUCCCCAGCUCUGAGACUACCACCCCAUCCCCAGGAGUCUCCCCACCAGCCCCUGAGCCUGAAAAGCCUCCAGCUCCUGAGUCAGUAGGCACAGAGGAGCUACCUGAGGAUGGGGAGCCAGAUGCAGCAGAGCUCCGUCGCCGCCGCCUGCAAAAGUUGGAGUCCCCUAUUGCCCACUGACACUACCCCAGUCCUACCCCUGCCUCCACUCUCUUGAGCAGCCCUUGCUGUAACACAUCCUGCCACCAAGUGCCCGCUCCCUGUCUAAUGUGCACCAGGGAGUAACGACCCCCAGCUCUGAGACAAAGGAGGUGGCAUCCCCUAGGCCAAGUGGAAAGAUGCCUGAGGCCCCAGUUGACCCCAGCCCUUCCAGACCCGGGCAGCCAUGGGGAUCUCGGGUCCGUUCCAGCCUUUCUCUCCCACCCUUCAGCCUGUUCCACUGGGGCCGUGAAGGCAGGAGGCGCACCGCAGUCUCUGGGAGAAGGGGCAGCCCCUCCAGGCCCCACUUUGUGUGUGAGUGAAGUCGCUUCAGUGCUAAACAGUAUUAGCUCCCCAAUCCCAUGUGUGAACUUAAGGGGCUGGAGGCAGGCCAGGAACUUGCUCCCUGGGCCACCCGCCAAGACUGGUACUGCUGUCCCUUUUCUUACCCUAAACUCCCCAGAAUCCUCUGUGAUGGUGGCUGUGUCACUUACACCCUGUGGUGUUUCCACGUCUUGCAAUCGCACAGCUCAGGGAAAGGAGGGCCUGGGGGUGGAGGAGCGGGGGCGCAGCACGAGGUGCCCUGCCCCUUCCUCCAGGUCCCCCUCUCCCUGCAGUUUGUCUAUCAAGUGAGACCAUUCCUCCUCUCACCCAGCAACCACUGCCCAGCCUCACGCCAGGCUGAGGGCUCAUGUGUCUGCUCCUGAACCACUGCAAGCCCCAGAAUCUGUGGAAGGCCACUUCUCAACUUAACAGAACUUCUCUUGAGUUUAGAAGAAUUGGAACUACUUCCUUGUCUUUUGGCUUAAUUUUGUCUUUAACUUGAAUGCUUGAUCCUAGGAAAGAGGAGCAAGAAUGUCAGGCUCCUGGUUUUUCCAGUUGAGAAAAGGCACUGGGCCAGGUAGGGACCACAGGAGCCGAGGCCCGCCUGCCCCCGUCUUUUUUUCCCUCAGUUCUGUGUUACAAGAGUUGCUGGAGACAGUUUCAGAUGAUUAUUUAAUUUGUAAAUAUUGUACAAAUUUUAAUAGCUUAAAUUGUAUAUACAGCCAAAUAAAGACUCGCGUUAAUGACUGGUGGAGCUGGUGUCACAG